GAGAAAUCAUUUCUCAUCGUCAGACAGAAGUAAGGAACGAAGGGAAGGAAGAGUUUGAAAAAGGGGAAUAGGGGGGUGAUGAAGGCAAAGAAACAGAACUAACAGGGCAGAGCACUGAGCACUCAUUUGAUCCAACAGUAAUCAGAUAUCAUUCCGAUUGCGAGCGAGAGUAGCAAUAGCAAGCGCGCGCGUCAUUCUCCGUUGCUGCUCACAGUCAAAAUUCUACUGUAUACUAUUUUGCUUUACGUUCGUUAACGUUUUACCGUUGUUGACUUGACGGGUUGUUCUGGCUCUAGCUCUGGUAUCUGGUUGACGCUGAUGCUGGCGUUGGGUUUGUGUACAAUUUAAUUUGCUGCUUGCUGCUGCCUCCCCGGGUGCGGUACGGGUGGUGUGUCGGUGUUUUGUAUUUCUGUUUCUGUUUUGUACGGCAGUGGCUGUGGCAGUUGUCCCCGUCAUACGUUUUAUCGUAUUCGUAUCGUAUCGUAUCGUACAAUAUCCUUGUGUGUUGUGUUGUGUCGUCCUGUGAAUGUGAAUUGCCAUUUCAAUUGUUUCUGUGGAUUCGUGUGUCCGAUUGUGAGGACGAGGACGGGUUUGGUUUUGGAUUUGGCAUCGUUGGAGCAGUAGCAGUUCGAGUUCCGAUUGCGACACUGACGACGACGACGACGAUUGUCUGCCGUUCCGAUUGCGUGUUCCAUUGGAACGUCAUCGUUAUAUCUCGCUCGUUCUUGCUCUUUCAUUUAUAAUUAUCUCUCUUCCGCUCAUUCGUUCGUACGUACGUACGUUAUAUUAUUUGUUUUGUGUGUUUAAUGUCAUUUGUGGAUGUCGAUGUUGAAAUCGUAGCGUAGUCGUAGUCAUAGUCGAUGGCGAAGGCAAAGGCAGUGGUGGAUUUAAUUGAUGCGAUUGCUAUUCGAAUUCGUAUUCGGGCGACAGUUGUUGGAGUCGAGUGUGUUUGUGGAAAUGUUUGUCACUGCUGCUGAUAGUGGCAAAUUUUUAUUUUGAAUCUCAUUCUGCCGCCUGCCUUCUGCGUUCCAAUUCGCAUUCACAUUCGUAUUCGGAAUUCGGUUUCGGAUUUGUUGGCUUUGGCUCUGGCUCGUUUGUGUUGAGCUUUUAUUUGCAUUACGAUUGCACUUGUGGUGCCAGACGGAUGUGUUUAUUUGUUUGAUUUUUAUUUGAGUGAUAUUUUCAAAUAAAAAUAAAAUUAAAGUGAUGAAUUGAAUUAAAUUAAAUUAAAAAUAAAAUAAAUAAAUACAAAUGAAAAUUUGAAUUGAAUUUAAAAUUUAAAAAAUUGAAAGAAAAAAUAAAAGCCCCUUGUGAACCGCUAGAAUAGAAUGGAUUCUGCAAUUGACACAUUAUCAACCACAAGUGAACAUAGUGUCGCGUCCUCAAUUGAGUCGGUUCAAGCAAUAAAUUGUGCCUCGCCGCGUGAGUUAGAAUCCUCGUCGUCCCUCUCGACAACCAUGAACAAUCCGAACGAUAAGCGUUCGAGCCCGCAUUACACGCUCAACAAUAAUACCGCUGCAGCUAUGAAUCAAAUGCUGAUGCAACAACAGCAACAGCAGCAACAACAAACGCCACCAAAUGGCGGCGGCGGUGGUCCCACCAACGGUGGACCCCUUCCAAAUCGAAAUCGCGCCUCAAGUUGUUCCCCGCCUUCAAUGUCACCAUCGCGGCAUCCACAGCCGCCAAGUCCAGCGGCUGCUGCAGCCGCUGCUUUAAAUCACUCGAUGAUGCAGCAAAUGCAGCAGCACCAUCAGCACAGUCCACCGCCAAAUGGUGGUGGCCUGCCGGCGGGUAUGCCGCCGCGAAUGCCCCACGGUCUGCCACCACAUAGCCUGGGGCUAUUGAACUCAUUGCAAAUGAUGCACCAUGCAUCGCCUUUGGAGUUGAUGGCCGCUGCACAUCACCAUGUCCCGCCACGAUCCUACAACAGUCCACCGCCCAUAUCCACCUCCGAUCCGAGCGCGAACGAGUGCAAGCUGGUGGAGUAUCGCGGACAGAAAGUUGCCGCGUUUAUCAUAUCCGGGGAAACUAUGUUGUGUUUGCCGCAAGCGUUCGAAUUAUUCCUCAAGCAUUUGGUUGGGGGUUUACAUACGGUUUAUACGAAAUUGAAGCGUUUGGAUAUUGUGCCGCUGGUAUGCAAUGUCGAACAAGUGCGGAUAUUGCGCGGCCUGGGGGCGAUACAGCCGGGCGUCAAUCGGUGUAAGCUGUUGUGCUGCAAGGAUUUCGAUGUUCUCUACAGGGACUGCACGACGGCGAGAUGCUUAUCAAUCAAGCCACCUGAGAGACCCUGGGAUGAUAACCACAAACGGCCGGGUAGACCGCCGAAAAGGGGACCAGUUGGAUUGUCUUUGCCGCCAACACAUCUAUCACAACAUCCGCAAUUGAAGAAACAUCGUUUGGAUAAUGGAGACUAUGCUUAUGAAAAUGGACAUAUUAAUGACAUUUCAAGAUUGGAGAAAUCACCACUCCUGGCAAAUGGAUACAAUCCACCACCAAUCAAUCACAUGGCAUUCAUGCAGAUGAACCAUCACCCCGGAUCGGCGCUGAUGAGUCCCGGAAUGCCACCACACGGCCUGCAUGGCCGACCCGACAGUCAAAUGUUGAAGGCGGCAGCACAGAGUGGCAUGUCGGCGGCAAGUAUGGAUGCGAUCGCACGAUCGGGUAUCUGGGAGAAUUGUCGGGCUGCGUAUGAAGACAUUGUCAAGCACUUGGAGAGAAGCAAAAUUAAUUUCAGACUUCGCGAGGAGCGCACUGACGACCGCCAGCAGAUCAGCGAUCAGAAGCCACGGGACUUGAGUUCUAGAAAUUGUUCGCCUAGUCGACAGAGUCCUGUGUUGAAUUUGUCCAAAUCUGGAGGCGCCACCGAUCAUGGUAGCAAUUGUGAUGAUCGCAGCGAUCGGAGCGAUGAAGUUCACUCUCCGCCGCCAUCGGUACGAGGCGAUGACGAGAAUCUGAGUGAUGAUAAUGGCUCGGAGGUCGACGAUCACAUAGCUAAGGAAGAAGAUCUUAGCGAUAGCGAGCGUGACAUUUCUUCGGCGCAACAUCAAGCGAUAUCCGUUACUUCGAAUUCCGGCGAUCGUGAUCUGCAUCACUCCCAUUCGCAUUCGUCGCAUUCACAUCACCAGCCACAUCAUCAGCAAACGUCAACACCGCAUCAUCAUCAUCACCACCAGCGGGCGUUAAAUUAUUCGACACUGGCUGCAACAGCUGCUGCUGCGGCAGUUGCGGCAAGUGGCGCUGCAGUUGUCGCGGGUGGCGGUGGUGUUGGUGGCGUCGUUGGCAGUGGUGGUGGCGUCGUCGGCAGUGGAGGUGUCGUCAGUGGUGGCGUUAGUAGCGGUGCUGGCAGUGCGACUGGUAGCACCACAAGCAUGGGCAAUAAUGGCAACGGUGUUGGCGGAAUCGGACCUGUUGGUGGCGUCCAACACAUCAACGAUGGACUGCCAUCGAACGAUGCCCUUGCCGGACUUGAACAACAGUCGACAUCUUCGACUGAGACUCUGUUGCGGAAUAUUCAGAGUUUGUUGAAGGUGGCCGCCGACAAUGCCCGACAGCAAGAACGACAGAUCAGUUAUGAGAAAGCUGAACUUAAAAUGGAUGUGAUGCGCGAACGAGAAGUCAAAGACUCUUUAGAAAGACAAUUAGUCGAUGAGCGGAAAUUAAGAGUUUUGUAUCAAAAACGCUACCGACGUGAAAGAAAAAUGCGUAUACGCUAUCAACAGCAACUUGAUGGUAAACGAAAAGGACAAUCAGUGCAUGUUGAUGAUCGAGAGGCUAAUAAGGGGCUAUUGGAUUCGAAUAAAAAUGGUCAAGAUAUCGACUGUAAAUUAAGUGAGAAGUCUGAUAAAUCAUCACCCAACGAUCGUCAUCGUCGUUCGGAGAGUCCUACAUUCAAACGUGAACCAAUUGAACGUGAAACACGCAGCAGUACCGAACGCUUGGAUCGCGAACGAGAACGUGAACGUGAAAGAGAACGCGAACGGGAGCGUGAACGCGAACGUGACCGUGAACACGAUCGCAGCAGUGAACGUGAAGGUUCAGUAAAUCAUGUAUCACCAUUACUGCCACCAACAUCGCAGGCCGAUAGUGGAUUGAUUGCACCAGUUAGUGGUAAGGCUCCAUGGAAUUAUCCAGGCAUUGACUUGAUGGCUACUGGAGCCUUCUGGCAGAAUUAUUCUGAAACCCUCGCUCAAGAAAUCGAAAUGGAGCGUAAAUCUCGAGUUGCAAACUCCGAUCGGGAUGUUAAGAGUCCCCUGCAGGAGCGUCAGCAAUCCUAUUACAAAAACUCUGUCCUCUUCGGUAGUGCUACUUAAUCCGGUCCGGCAAAUCAAGUCGUGUCUCAUUGAUGACUGAAUUAUUUAAAAAUAAAAAAAUCUGCUACCAUUGAUCUCAAGUGCAAUCCCCCGAUAAAGGCCUUCGGCCCGGUGCCUACAUAAAGCUGCUUGGCUUGAUUUCUAUAUUAUAUAUAUAAAAAAGAAAACAGAAACAAAACAUGUAAUCGUUUCACGCUUGCAACAUCUGCCCUAAUGCCCCAAAAAACCCACUCUAUCGACAUAAGUUGUAUCUAUAUUAUUCUAGGAACUAAGGGUACUUACACAUUACACACACGUCUUUCUCCAGUAUUUUGUAGUAUACGAGUUAUUAUAGGAAAAAUAAAAAAAAUAAAAAAAAAAAA
Eupeodes corollae is the source of this 4672-nucleotide messenger RNA. RefSeq lists its product as uncharacterized. The record is from RefSeq and is a predicted model, not a curated record. The coding region runs from base 1329 to 4310 and encodes 993 amino acids. The transcript has 12 exons. Lineage: Eukaryota; Metazoa; Arthropoda; Insecta; Diptera; Syrphidae.